This is a messenger RNA of Bathycoccus prasinos, 4536 nucleotides long. RefSeq lists its product with no specific name. The transcript has a single exon. The record is from RefSeq and is a predicted model, not a curated record. Lineage: Eukaryota; Viridiplantae; Chlorophyta; Mamiellophyceae; Mamiellales; Bathycoccaceae. Bases 1 to 4536 code for a protein of 1511 amino acids.
AUGGAUUUUCGAGUGAAAUCGUCUCUCUGCGCGACAACUUCGAACGCUUUGGACGCGUGCGCGAAAGAGUUGGUGAAAUGCGCGAACGCGAAUGCGUCUCGCGGGGUUCGUCUCAUUCCGUCGUCGUCGCGGUCGAAUGAAGUGAUGCAACUGCGGUGCGUGUUUCUCGGACGAAGCGGCGUGGGGAAGUCGCACGUGGUGAAUUCACUGUUAAGGCGAGCGUGCGUUCCAAAGGGAGAGGAAGUGGAAGGAGGUGAGAACGAUGACGACGAUGACGACGAGGAGUUGAAGAAGGUGAGUGGGUACGAAACCGCGCGAGAGGAUGACGAUGAAGACGAGCCACCGCCAAUGCUCCAGUCUCCGUUAAAGAAGAAUGGCGUCGAAGAUGAUAUCGACGCUAUGGUUUUAGACGUAGCGCAAGGGUAUGUGAUUGGAGCGAACUCAAUUUCAUUGGACGAUUCCGACGAGGAAGUACCAGUUUUCAUGGUGGAUCGACAGGAUGAUUUAGAAAACUAUAUCAAAUACGAGAGAUUUAAGUUGGACAAGAUUGAAUACGAAGCCUCGAGGAACGUGGAGACGUUGGAAGAGUCGGUGAGAAAAGCUAAAGAGCAAGCGAAGAUAGAGCUUCAGUGCGGUAACGAAGAUAAUAAAGAAGAAUUAAACACGAUAGAAAUACAACGAAAGAGACAAAUAGAAAUAGAAAAGGAAGAGAGGAGGAAGAAAUCGGAGGAGACGAAAAAAUACGCGGCGAAGAUUCCAGUGUGCGAAGACGAAGAGGAAAUCGAAAAGAAGAUGGCGCCUAAGGAAGUCGGCGAGGUCCACGAGAAGAACGACUUUUUGCUCUGCGAGGGCGACAUUGGUGACACGACUUCGGUGUCAUGCGCGGCAACUUUAGGCGAUUACUUCAAGCUGGAAAUUCGGUACCACUCGAGUCAGUUCGUGUACGAGAGAGUUCGGCGUUUGCGAGAGAUUUUAGAAUUGAAAAAGAAGAUCAAAAAGAAAGACGAAUGGGAGAAGAGGUACGACGUGCAUUUCCACGACAGGAAACUGAGCGAAGAGGAAGAGGAAAGCAAGAGAUACGAAGUGGCGUAUUACGACGCGUGCAUAGAUUACGCGACUGGUUCGUUAAACGCGGAAGCGGCGUCGGCGUGCGCGAUGACGGGACACGAGCCGUACGCGGCGAAUUUGAACGACGUUGAACUCGAAAACGUGACCAUCCCUAAAAUAUUAAUCGAUAGACUCGGCGCGAGCGUUACGUUUAUUCCGCACAGAGCUCUAGAGAAUUUAAAACAGACGAUGGCGUAUUUCGAGGCUAGCGUGAAGAUGCUUCGAACGACUUUGCGCGAGGAAACCACGCACGGGUGCUGGGGAUGCGUUCGCGAUUGCACGAUUACGUUACCGUGCGUUAAUCCUAUUUAUCGCGGACUCACUUUUGUCGACGCGCCUGGCGCAGGCGAGGCUGAUCCAGCGCGAAUGCAGCAACUGAGGAAAGAGUUGUCUAACGCGGAUGUGGUGUUUAUCGUCGCUGAUGCGAGGAGAUUACCGGAAGAUGUCACAAAAGCUCUGAAGAAGAGCCAGUUUUUUAGAAAGUUCACGGAGGAUCCCGAUCGAUUUAAAAUCAUCUCGGUCAUGCAAGGGGAUAGAUGUUUUGACGGUUUAGACACGGUUUGGCGUAAAGCUGUGCAUAAAAUUAAGGGUCUGAAUGAGAUUGUACUUGCAAAUGACGGUGGCUCGAGCGAACCAUCGUCCGACAUUGGUGAAGGAUCGAACUCGCGGAUGGAUUGCGAAAGCCAAGAAGGCGAGAAUACUAACGAGGACGACGAAAGUGCAACGACGAUCGACGACGAUAAAAGUAAAUCGAAUUUACAGACCAUAAUCAAAGAUUUGCUGAAACGAUCGUUACCUACCAUACUCGAAGCGCCUGAGCAAAGCGAAUUCGACGAAGACACUGAGGAAAAAAAACGCCUACAGGCGAGGCCGCCAACUGGUCUCGCGGCUAAGGCAGCGAUUUCCGAAGUACACAGAGACAACGCGGCAAUCGUCGCAAACGAACGUUUUUAUGAACUCUUGGAUGAAAUCACGCAAACUCGAGGCUCACCACCGGAGUUGAGCGAGUUUGCCAAGGCCUUGAAGGCUACUUUUGAUCGAAGUAAGCAACGCGAUGGAGGCGACGACGAUUUACAAACCGCGAUGGAAUUGGGCGCUCGCUUUCGUCAGCCAGAAGGAAGAGCGGCUUUGCACCAAUCGUGGACGUUUGUGCCUUUGAGCAUAUCUUGGGUGAACACGCUGCGCGAAGAGUUGAUUGAUGAAAAAAUUGAAGAUGAUGGUGGCGACAACGAGAAGAGCGGCAACGACAAAAUCGACGCCAUCGUCGACGAAAUUUGUGGAUUUGCUCGAAUCGAUCGCGCUUUGCUGGAGUUUCUGCCCAAAAAUGCGGUGAAACGCGCCGCGUUUACCCUCGAUUUGGCAUCGAAAGUACUCGACUACUUUGUUGCAAAAGCGUCGCCGAUUGCAUACAUUCACGAUUGCCCGGAUACCGAAGCUAGAGCUUUACAGGAUGCCGUGUAUGAGUGCUUUGGCGAGGAUGCGGAAGACGUCGCCGCUCGUUGCGGCACGGAAGCGUCUCGCGUAGCGAGUCUCGUAGCGAUUAAAGCGUGCGAUGAAAUCAUCGGCAAGUUUCAACGAUACAUACACGCGGAACCUUCUUUCGAUUGUGAGUGCGCUUUCGAUUUCAUCGUCGAAAAAUUGCAAGAUUUGCCGUUGAGAAAGACGAAAGAUUUUGGUGAUUUAUACGAAACGGAUAAGAAAGUGCUCUCGAAAACUUGUAAAGAUGCCGCGCGUGCUAUUCUUUGUCAAUCGCAAAAGAUAAACGAGUGGUCGAGAAUAGCGGCGAAAUCUGCCGUGGAAAUAUGGAUUCGAAGGUGGAACAACUCCAGCGAUGAAGAAUUUGGAGAAGGAGAAACGCGGUCUGAACCCGUGGCUUCUUUCCGAGACCAGGCGUCCUCGGCGGCGCUGCGAGAAUUAUUCCUCGUCGCUCGCACGGCAGAUUACGGGGGGGGUGAAAACGACAACGAUUUAACCGGUUGGGUUCAAACCGAACGCAUGGUAAACAUGACCCCAGAGGAGAUCUUGGAGGAGAAAGAGCGACAAAGAGAAACUGGGAUGAACACGCCGUUGGAAACUAUCGUGCGUUCGAAAGUUCGUGAAGCUAUCGUAAAGGUUUCGGUGGUAUCGACGAACGAGAAUGGACGUAAUACCGAAAACCGUUCUCGGUCAUCUUUGGACGCUCAAAAAUUCUUUCAACUUCCGAAAAACUUCUUCCCGAUCUUAGUUCCGAACGGAUCGGUAAGGUUGGAUCUCGAGGAGCGACUUCGCGAGUCUUACAUGUAUGCUGCCAAUCACCUUCUCAACGUCUACGACGAACUUUUUAUGUCGUACGUGGAUGAAACUUUCAACGCGAUGAGCGAAGAAGACGAUUACGCGGACACACUUCGCAUGUCUCUCUCAGAGAAAUAUGCCGAAAUCAUCUUGAUGAUUGCUUCAGAAGCUAUGAUCACCGUGCGUUCGCACGCCGAGCGAUUUUUUAUGAGAACGUUUAUAUCGCCGGUGCGUAAACACGUCGAGGUGAAAGUCGCGAAUCUCAUGAAACCUUUAACUGCUAACCUCGAAGUGGCGUAUUUUCGCGAGCGGUGCGUAAAGAAACAGUGGAUCAAGCGCGCAGAAAAGGAUGCAAAUUUAGCGCAAGAAGCGAGGCGCGCGUGCAUUGAUUUCACCAAAGCGGCUUUAAAAUCGUCCAACGGGGAUGAUCGCUUCGGUUUUGAGGCUAGCGCUUCCGGUGGUGAGGGGAAAUUGAAAGACAAGAAACUGCGCCAGAUUGAGCAUCAACUCAUGUGUUCGAAAAUACCACCGUUUUACGAGGAUCCUCGUGCGUUUGUGAGCAUCGCAGAUUGCAUCACGCGUCGACGACAAGCGAAUGGCGAUCUUGACGUUAUCGAUUACGGUCUCGAAACGCGAGCCGCCUUGGAUGCUAUCGCGACCAGGAAGAAGAAGAAGAAAGAGGCAGAGAGCGCAUCGAUCAUUUCACUCGCUACAAUUGAAGAAGAAAAUGAAGAUGCCGGUGUUGUUAACAUCGAAACGUUAACAAUUGAAAAUCGUUUGGAGAAACUGGAUCUGCGACAACAAAAAGGAAGAGUAGAGCGUAAAGGUUCGGAAUCUCAAGAGACGAUUUUACGACAUCGGCGCGCGGAUGCCGAGGCGGCCGACGGCGGACGACAACAGUCGGACGACGUGACGCCAGACCAAUCUGAACCACCUCUCAACAAAACCAUCACCACAACUCGAAGUUCCGAGGACGACACGUCUAUCCACGGCACCACCAUCCUCGACGGUACCAGCGAAUUAGAAGAAGACAAAGAAGAAGAACAAGAAGAAGAAGGGAGUAAAAAGAAACCGAAACUCAUUAAAGACGAAACGCUCGCGGACACGUACGAGCGCUGUUUCAAUGAAUGUCUUCCACCAAAAAGCGGCACGACGUGA